Molecule: messenger RNA, 2048 nt
Organism: Stomoxys calcitrans (stable fly)
Lineage: Eukaryota; Metazoa; Arthropoda; Insecta; Diptera; Muscidae
Product: integumentary mucin C.1
Exons: 2
Coding region: 186-1997 (603 amino acids)
Cellular component (GO): extracellular region
Molecular function (GO): chitin binding
Source: RefSeq, a predicted model, not a curated record
ACAAGGUAUUUUUGCAAUAGUUCCAUAAAGAUUUUAUGCGGAAAUAAAAGUGUUUCAUUUCACUUAUUCGCAAUUAGAGGUAUUCGUUGGUUUGCAUUGUACAGAAGUUAUUUUCACGGCUAACAUUGUAACAAAGGAUAUCUAUUUGGAAUCAUCAACAGCGCUGCAUUUGUGUUUCAUUCUAAAUGGGCGCACCAGCUUUUUUCAACCCCGCAUUUGUCCUAUUGUUGGCUUUUGUUUUUGUAGUGCCAACAUUUGCACUGCCGGAGAACACCUUCGAUCCCGAUGAGCUAUGUCCGUUAAUAGCCUAUGGAACUAAAAUCAAAGAUCCUAAUUAUUGUCAUGUCUACAUAGAAUGUAGAAGUGAUACAAGUACUUCGUUCUCCUGUCGUCAGAGUGAAUGGUUCGAACGUAAUAGGGGAAAAUGUGUUAGAAAGGGAACUAUCAAAUGUCUGUCGAGUCAACCAUGUUGGGGUCAGCACGACAUAUUUGUAGCUGAUCCCUACUCGUGUCAACGAUACUUUUACUGUGAGAAUGGUGAGGGCGUACAACGUCAUUGCCAGGAUGGCUCUAUGUUCAAUCCAAAUUCCAGAAAAUGCGAUUCUAACUAUCGUUGUAAAAUUACUCUACUGCCUGAGGACUAUUGUAAUAUUGUGCCAGAUGGAGUUCACAUCAAAGAUCCCCUUACCAAUGAUGGCUAUCACACAUGCAGAAAUUCAAAGAUGCAUUAUGAGAAAUGUAAAAAAGAUCAUGAAUUUAAUGCUGCUAAGGGCAAAUGUGAGAAAGCAAAAAAGCCAGAGAAACCAGAAACUACGACACAAAGACCAGAAAGCACUGAUACCCAGCCGCCAACAACAGAGAAAACAACGGAAGAGCCUGGAAGUACUGAACAUCCCUCCACAACAAUCGAACCAGAAACUACGGAAACUGUUACAACAGAACAAGAAACUACUAGAGCUACGGAAACAGAAACCCCUAGCACAUCAGUAGCUACUCAAACUACAGAAGAUCCUGAAACGACAGAAGAGCCACAAACAACCCACACUACUGAAUUGCCUACCGAAACACCAGAACCAGAGACGACGACAGAAGAACCUGCCACCACAGAAAAGCCAACUCAAACUACAACGCUUGAGCCAUCUGAAAGUACUGAAAACCCCAACUCAACAGAAGAGCCUCCAACUACAGAAGGAUCUGGAACUACCAACGGUACUACAGAGACAACGCAAGAGCCAGAGCUGACUGAAAGCACAGUAAACCCAGAAACAACUACAACUGCUAAUACCACAACUCAAGACCCUUCUACGGAAAGUCCCGAAACUGACCCCACCUCAACGGGGCAACCAAAUACAACGCCUGAGCCUGAAACAACUCAGCCAACUGAGACAACAACCACACCAGAAGAAUCGGAAACUUCAACCCAGGAACCAGAGGUGACUGAAAGCACAGUUAACCCAGAAACAACCACAACUGCUGAUGCCACAACUCAAGACACUUCUACGGAAAGCCCCGAAACUGAACCCACCUCAACAGGGCAACCUAAUACAACGCCAGAACCAGAGACAACACAGCCACCUGAAAUAACAACCACAACAAAUCCUGAAAUCCCUAACGAAGUAAAAUGUUUAGAACAUGAUGUUUUCAUAUCGGAUGGUCAAUCCUGUGAUGGUUACUACUACUGUAUGAUGACCCAAACGGGAGAAUUCCAGAUGCAAUAUGGUCGUUGCAAUCCCGAACGUUUCUUCACUCCCGAAAAUGGAGGCUCUUGUUUGCUCCGUUCAAAUGUUCGUUGUCCCUAUAAUCGGUGUAUCGAUAUGGGCAUUGAUCAUAUGCAAAUGGCUAACAUCGAUGGCGAUGGUUGUCGUGGAUUUUCAUUGUGUCAGGAUGGUAGAGAAAUCGGCACAAAUGUAUGCCCAAAUGGCUUUUACUUUGAUGAAGUCAAGCAACGUUGUACAGAUGAAGUGGUAUCCUAUGUUGCAUGUGCUAAAAAUGAUUGAACAUAAAUACAAUUGUAAUCAAUAAUAAAAUACUCGUAUAUAGUUUUCCAA